UAAUGACGUAAUUUUAACGACGAAUAUUUUGUAUAAAUAUAUCAAUAUAUAAUUGAGAAGGAGUAUUUUUGAAUGACAGUUGUCACUUUUAUAAUAUGAGUCAUGUCAAAAUAAUGAUGAUAUUAUAAAUGGACACUUAAUGAAUGCAUUAUAUGUAUUUUAAAUAUAUAAUUGUUAGUUACAAUUAACUGUUCAAUUUACGUGUACAAAAUGCCGGUCCAAAAGGAUUCCAAUAUCGUGAAAAUUGCUGUUCAGAUGACAGAUCAAGUACCGCAGUUAAUUGAGUUUAAUCAAAAACAACCAUUAACUGGUAUUAUUCAGGAGCUGUGUAAUGGAUGGGGUCUUUCUGAUUCAGAAUUAUAUUCGUUACAAUUUUCUGAAAAUAAUAAUCAAAAUUAUAUUACAGAAAAGAAUCGUAACGAAGUAAAAAAUGGUAGUAUUUUAAGAUUAGAGUUUUCUCCUUCUAAGAUAGCUACGGAUAUAUUGACAAAAUUGAAUAGUGGCACUUCAGAGGAGAACAUUGCAGCGUUACAGAAAUUAAGCUCAUUAAGUACAGAUAUGACAUUUGCAUUAGAAUUUAUCAAUAAACAAGGAUUAGGUCUCAUUGUCUCUCAGGUUGAGUGUGGAAUAUAUAAAGGUAGCGCUUUAGCAUAUUCUCUUCAGUCCUUCGUAGAAUUGAUGGAUCAUGGGAUUGUAUCUUGGGAUAUCUUGGAGAUACCAUUCAUUAAUAAAGUAGCAAGCUAUGUGAAUAAUCAAUCAGUGUCUUUAGAUACCAAUAUAAUCGAAGCAGCACUUAGUAUCUUAGAAAACAUUGUUUUGAAUUCAUCAGGCAAAUAUGCUCAAGUUGAAAAAGAAGUUACUUUUCCUAAUUUGGUAAUGCAUCUGCAAAGUUCAAGUCCACAAAUACAGCAAAAUGCUAUUGCUUUGAUUAACGCUUUAUUUCUCAAAGCUGACACAUCCAAACGAAGAGCUGUCUCUGCCACAUUGCAAUCAAAGCAAGUUCGAAACGUUUUUCUUACCAACAUAAUUAAAUCUAGUGGACAGGUUGGUACAGAAAUGGCCCAUCAACUGUAUGUCCUACAAACACAGAUUUUAAGCCUUUUAGAACAAAGAAUGAUGACUAAAAUGGAUCCACAAGAUCAAGAUGCGCAUGAAAAAAUAAAGGAACUUAGACGAAUUGCAUUUGACACGGAAGGUUGUAUCGGAAUAGAUGUGGCUGCUCGCAAGCAAGGAUUAUACGCUAAAGAUUAUAAAAAAUUAGGUUUUAAAUAUGAUAUUAAUCCUGCUCUUGAUUUUACCGAAACCCCCCCUGGUAUGCUAGCGCUGGAUUGUAUGGUAUAUUUUGCUCGUAAUCAUAUGGAAAAUUAUACGAAGGUUGUGUUAGAAAACUCUUGUCGUGCAGAUGAACAUGAAUGCCCAUUUGGUAGGACAAGCGUUGAACUUGUCAAAUUAUUGUGCGAGGUGUUACGUAUUGGAGAAGCACCAAGUGAACAAGGACAAUCGUACCAUCCAAUGUUUUUUACACAUGAUCAUCCAUUUGAAGAAUUUUAUUGCGUUUGUAUAGUUUUGUUGAAUAAAACAUGGAAAGAAAUGAGAGCUACUACUGAGGAUUUCGUAAAAGUAUUUUCCGUUGUAAGAGAGCAAAUAACAAGAGCUCUUCUGUGCAAACCAACAGGACUAGAUAAAUUUAAAAGUAAAUUACAACAGUUGACAUAUUCAAUGAUCACUAAUCUUUGGCAACAAGAAAGAACUAGUCGUGAGGAGUGGGAAAGUCAUGCAAGACCGAUCGUUGAACUCAGAGAACAAAUUACGCCUGAAAUAUUGGAGUUAAUUCAACAACAACGUCUCGGAUUUUUAGUAGAAGGAACUAGAUUUAUGAAAUAUAGCGCUAGAGGACAGAGAAUUAAGGAUAAAUUUUGGUACGUGCGUUUAUCACCAAAUCACAAAGUAUUGCAUUAUGGAGACUGCGAUGAAAAGUCAGUACCAUCGAUAGAUGAAUUACCAACUAAAUUACCUAUUGUUGAGAUUCGGGGUUUAAUAACUGGGAGAGACUGUCCUCAUAUGAAAGAUUUACAGCGAAGAAAAACAACCCAUCAAUUAGCAUUUUCCUUAAUGUUGGAUUCGGUGGAAGUUUCCAGUCUAGAUUUUGUUGCACCUGACGAGCAAGUUUUUGAUUAUUGGACGGAUGGCAUUAAUGCCUUACUUAAUCAUAGAAUGACCAGCAAGGAAGCUGAAAAUGAUUUGGAAACUUUAUUAUCUAUGGAUAUUAAAUUAAGACUUUUGGAUGCAGAAGGAAUUGACAUACCUCAAAAUCCACCGCCAAUUCCUGAACCCCCACCAAAUUAUGAUUUCUGUUACGAGUUAAAGUAAUGUGGGCAAUUAAUACCUAAUCUACAUUCGAUUAACUUAAUAUAUUUAUUGGUAACAUGCAUGCCAAAUAACUGCCAGUAGUGAAAUUGAUGUUAUUUAACGUAAGUAAUCAUUUUUAUAUAUCUAAUUAGAUUAUAUUUAUUCAUUUUAACAAGGCUUUUAUUCGUAUUACGAUUUUUA
Messenger RNA from Polistes canadensis, 2550 nucleotides. RefSeq names its product engulfment and cell motility protein 1 (gene Ced-12). Bases 211 to 2370 code for a protein of 719 amino acids. NCBI's taxonomy places the organism in Eukaryota, Metazoa, Arthropoda, Insecta, Hymenoptera, Vespidae. The transcript has 7 exons. Gene Ontology annotation, cellular component: plasma membrane. The record is from RefSeq and is a predicted model, not a curated record. Gene Ontology annotation, biological process: actin filament organization; cell motility.